Messenger RNA from Pyricularia pennisetigena, 237 nucleotides. RefSeq lists its product as uncharacterized. The transcript is spliced from 2 exons. NCBI's taxonomy places the organism in Eukaryota, Fungi, Ascomycota, Sordariomycetes, Magnaporthales, Pyriculariaceae. The annotation marks the transcript as partial. The record is from RefSeq and is a predicted model, not a curated record.
GUGCCGGCACCUGAGUUAAGUGGUUCCUCGAAUCGAGCGAGUAUCGGCGAGGUCGGGCAAGGUGCCAAGCGGCGCUUGCUGCAAAUUCGCAAUUCUCUCGCGGAGAGGGGGGCCGCGGAUUCCACUUACGAAGUACGCACGCCAGUCCGUUCGGGUCCGACCCUCAAGACUUGCUCCGGCAUACAAUUUCAGGCACAUGACCCGGGGGAGUACGCCUGUUUCGCGAAACACAUUUAG